AUGCCAACCUACACCUGUACAUGCAGCGCAGGCCGCCUCUCCCCCACCGAGAAACAAUCCAUCGUCAACAGCAUCACCAAAGUCCACUCCGAAGAAGGUGGCAACGUCCCCCAAUACCUCGUCCAAGUCGUCUUCAACGAACUCGCUCCCGGAAACCACUUCAUCAACAAGCGUCUUGUACCCAAGGACCAACUCUGGGUGAACGGUUUGAUCCGGGCGGGCAGAAGUGACGCCCAGAAGACCGCCAUGGUGAAGCGCAUCAUGAGCGAAUGUUCAGAGGCUAUGGGAGUCGAUCCGAGUUUCGUGUGGGCUUACAUCUGUGAUGCCGAGAAGACGGCCGAGUUUGGCAGUGUGUUGCCGGAGCCGGGGCAGGAGAAGGCGUGGGUGGAGGCGAUUCCCAAGGAGGUCAGAGAUCGGUAUGGGUUGUAUUGA
Molecule: messenger RNA, 432 nt
Organism: Saxophila tyrrhenica
Lineage: Eukaryota; Fungi; Ascomycota; Dothideomycetes; Mycosphaerellales; Extremaceae
Exons: 1
Coding region: 1-432 (143 amino acids)
Source: RefSeq, a predicted model, not a curated record